AACACAGGCGUGGGGCGCAGGCUGCGCAGCUGUAUUUGUCUCCAGUGAUAAAGCUAUAUGGGGUAUGAUCAAACCCAGCUUGAUGCUCCAGCGCUCGGGCUUCAUGGAUCUUUAAGUUCACGCACGUGAAUCUUCCAAUGUCCUUUCCGACCAGCCUUGUCCGAGUCAAGGAUCAUUCGACCACGACGCCUUUCAGGACAAAUUUGUUCCUGCAAUGCCUGUCCUGGACUGUAACAGUGGAUCGAUCCUGGAAGGCAAGCCUACGGGCUCGUUCGCCGAGAUUGAUGGCAUCAGGGCCUAUUUGGCCUCCAGCACGGAGAAUGCCAACGGGCGUCAGGGUGGUCGCGCGAUCAUCCUCCUUAGCGAUGCUUUUGGCUUACCGCUCGUAAACUCACAUCUCUUAGCGGACAAAUUUUCGAAGGAACUCUCUUGUGACGUCUGGAUCCCGGACCUUUUUAAUGGAAAGCCGCUUUUUGACGUGGAUGGGAUGGCAGAGGACCUCAUGCCGAAGCAGCCCCGCACAUGGCCUCUCUGGGACAAGAUAAGGUUCCUCUUCACGAUUCUACUGCCGCGCAGUGGAGUUAUGUUUCGGAGUCGACCGUCAGUUGUUGAUCCGAGAACCACUGCUUUCAUCAAGAGGGUUCGCGAGCAGCGGAAAUAUGACAAAGUUGGUGCUGUCGGAUAUUGUUUUGGAGGAUCUCUCGGUGUGAGACUGGCCCCACUCAAUAUUUUUGAUAGCUUAGUAGUUUGCCACCCUGGAGCGGUCUCUGAGGCCGAGAUUAAGGCAAUCAAUAUCCCGACUUCCUGGGUGUGUGCCGAAGAUGACAUGGCUUUUGUUCCUGCUAUCCGCAACAAGGCUGAAGCGCUGUUCGUGGCUCGUAAAGGGAAGGAUGAUUUCGUCGAUUAUGAGUUCAUCGAUUAUAAAGGUACCGUUCACGGAUUUGCCUGUCGGCCUCGUUUAGACUUCCCCGAUGUCAAGGAGGCCUUUGAGGGGUCUAUCGAUCAGACCCUGAAGUGGUUUGAGCAAACACUUGUGGUGACCUAGGAGGCCUCAACAGUGACAUGAUGUUCUACGAUUUCCUGCUCAGAGUUUCGCACUUAUACCCCCUUAGCGUUGUCGUCUUCCGAAUCCGAGUCAUGUCACUAUCUUGUCGCUAUCCCUUCUUUAAGUGAAGUGACAAUAUAAUGAGACAAAAAUGAUUGAGGAGAUUCUAGAGUCCUAGCGAUAUGUAUUAGAAUACUCUCAACAAUUGAGACGGUCAAUCGUGGGUUCCCCUUC
Messenger RNA from Suillus paluster, 1279 nucleotides. Its product is annotated as Alpha/Beta hydrolase protein. The record is from RefSeq and is a predicted model, not a curated record. The transcript is spliced from 10 exons. The coding region runs from base 215 to 1045 and encodes 276 amino acids. Gene Ontology annotation, molecular function: hydrolase activity. Lineage: Eukaryota; Fungi; Basidiomycota; Agaricomycetes; Boletales; Suillaceae.